Molecule: messenger RNA, 1324 nt
Organism: Danaus plexippus (monarch butterfly)
Lineage: Eukaryota; Metazoa; Arthropoda; Insecta; Lepidoptera; Nymphalidae
Product: ubiquitin carboxyl-terminal hydrolase-like
Exons: 1
Coding region: 72-758 (228 amino acids)
Biological process (GO): ubiquitin-dependent protein catabolic process; protein deubiquitination
Cellular component (GO): cytoplasm
Molecular function (GO): cysteine-type deubiquitinase activity
Source: RefSeq, a predicted model, not a curated record
UUUGACAGAAAACCUCAUAUAGUUUUCAAGAGGAAAUAGUUUUGUUUAAAAUCAAAUUUUUAUUACUAGCAAUGGCUGUUUCUUUGCCUAUGGAAGCAAAUCCUGAAACUAUGAACAAAUACCUUCAGAGGCUUGGCGUUUCUAACAAAUGGCGUAUGGUUGAUGUUAUGGGUUUAGAAGGUGAUCCUUUAAAAUGGGUGCCACGGCCAGUUCUCGCUGUUAUACUUUUAUUUCCGCUUUCUGAGCAUUAUGAAAGACAUCGCUCUCAGCAGGAGAACGAGCUACAAAUCAAACCUCAGCAACCUCCUAAGGACGUGUUCCAUUUAAAACAAGUGCUCAGUAAUGUGUGUGGGACAAUUGCUCUAGUGCACAGUAUCGCUAAUAAUAUUAAUACCAUCGAUUUAGAAGAUGGUAUUUUAAAAGAUUACUUGAAGUCCGCUUCAGGCUUGGACGCAGCAGCUAAAGGCGCUCUUUUGGAGAAUUCAACACAUAUUUUUAGGGCAUAUGAGGAAGUUUUAAACUCAGCGAAUAAUCCUGCAAAUGAAGACAGCGAACCUGUGAACAAUCAUUUUAUUACAUUUAUCCAUAAGAAUGGUAAUCUUUAUGAGUUGGAUGGUCGUAAGUCAAUACCUAUUAACCACGGCCCAACGACUCCGGAAACUCUGUUGGAUGACUCUGCCAAAAUUUGCCUGGAAUUCAUAGCUCGCGAGCCAGAUAAUAUAGGUUUUAAUGUCGUUGCCCUCGUUCCUGCUCAAUAAUAUUAUAAUUGAAUGUAGUUUUCUUAGUAUGUUAAUAAAAAAUAAACAAAGGGCGAGACAUUUGUUUUAGUGAUUCACUGCUCCGUAUUUAGCAAGGUCUCGGAUGAUGAUAAAUCGUAAUUUACUUUUCAAUGUUCACAUCUCAAUUAAUAAAACGGUGCACACUUAACACGACUUCUGCAUUCCUCCUCAAAAUUCUCUAUCUUCGGAAACUAAUUAAAAAUUCGCCUCGGCCCCGUAGCCUUGUGUUCAAUUGGGACGGUAUAACUUCAUUUAUAAACGAACAAUCUUGUCCCAGAUAAGGGCUGGCGAGAAAACAACGAAGAGCGCAACUCGCCACACGCGUGUGCGAUGCGACCAAGAAAAAGGAAAAAUUAAACAAACAACCUCAAACUUUUAAAUGGAACGCGAGCGAACAGCGUUAACUAUGGCGAUACUGAGAAGGACGCGACAUCGGUAAGUCACGUCACCUAAUAAAUGACGCUGGCUCUAAAAUAAAUAUAUAAUAUUGUAUUUGUGUAAAUAAACAAAAUAAUGCGACGGGAACCCGAAAUGCUUUAAAUAUU